Microthlaspi erraticum is the source of this 1038-nucleotide messenger RNA. The record is from the annotation of a GenBank genome assembly. NCBI's taxonomy places the organism in Eukaryota, Viridiplantae, Streptophyta, Magnoliopsida, Brassicales, Brassicaceae.
AUGUCGGACUCUAACGGCUCCGUUUCCGUCGACGUUGGGACGAUCUAUCUUGGUGGCAAGGAGCAUCGUGUCAAAACUGCAUGUGGUGUUGUGUCUGUCAUUGUGUAUGGAGACAGAGAAAAGCCAGCAUUGAUUACUUAUCCCGAUCUGGCCCUUAACCAUAUGUCAUGCUUCCAAGGAUUAUUCUUCUGCCCUGAAGCAGCUUCAUUGCUGCUUCACAACUUCUGCAUUUACCACAUCAGUCCACCAGGCCAUGAGUUAGGAGCUGCUCCGAUUUGUCCCAAUGAUUCAGUCCCUUCUGCUGAUGAUUUGGCGGAUCAGAUCCUUGAAGUUCUCAACUUUUUCGGGCUUGGUUCUGUGAUGUGUAUGGGAGUGACUGCAGGUGCUUACAUACUCACCUUAUUCGCGAUGAAACAUAAAGAUCGGGUUGUCGGUUUGAUUCUUGUGUCACCGUUAUGCAAGGCGCCGUCUUGGUCUGAAUGGUUUUACAACAAGGUCAUCUCAAACUUGUUAUAUUUCUACGGAAUGUGUGCAGUGCUUAAAGAAUUUUUGCUUCAGAGAUAUUUCAGUAAGGAAGUCCGUGGUAACAUCGAGAUUCCAGAGUCAGAUAUAGCACAAGCUUGCAGAAGACUGCUUGAUGAGAGGCAAAGCGUAAACGUUAUGCGGUUUCUUGAUGCUAUUGAUCGGAGACCUGACAUCUCUAGAGGAUUGAAGAAACUAAAAUGCAGGACACUUAUUUUCAUUGGAGACCAGUCACCUUUCUACUCAGAAGCUGUUCAUAUGGCAGCAAAUUUGGAUAGAGGAUACUGUGCUUUGGUUGAGGUUCAGUCUUGUGGUUCGAUGGUAACAGAGGAGCAACCACACGCAAUGUUGAUCCCAAUGGAAUAUUUCUUGAUGGGUUAUGGAUUGUAUAGACCAUCUUGUUUCACAGAGAGUCCUAGAAGUCCUCUAAGCCCUUCUUGCAUUUCACCUGAGCUUCUCUCUCCUGAGAGCAUGGGAUUAAAGCUUAAGCCUAUCAAAACCAGAAUUUCGGCUUAA